Molecule: messenger RNA, 722 nt
Organism: Plodia interpunctella (Indianmeal moth)
Lineage: Eukaryota; Metazoa; Arthropoda; Insecta; Lepidoptera; Pyralidae
Exons: 2
Coding region: 47-445 (132 amino acids)
Source: RefSeq, a predicted model, not a curated record
CAUUUAUACUGAUAAUUUUCACAAUAUUGAGUAGGAACUAUCAACAAUGAAAGCAUAUUUAGUAUUCGGGUUUUUUAUACUCCUUUCAGAUGUAAUCGUCGGGAAAUGUGAUGUUUUGAAAACCUGGGAAUUUGGAUACAAAGAUAAGGUGCUCGUCAAUACAGAGGGCACAAUACCCUGGACGGUGAAAGAAAAACACGUUCCACUCAAUGUCUCGGAUUGUUACGAAUUAUCAUACGUGAAAGUGUCCGUAAAGAACUACCUCUCGACGCCCGAGGUGACGUAUAACAACCGCAAGCAGAUGGUCACCAUCAAGUACCGGCCGCUUGACAUCAGCGAGUCAAAAUAUACCGUGCAAGCGAUGGGCCACGCCAGACCUGACUGCAACCCCGAUCAACCACCUUUACAAGUUUUGACCAAUCUCAAUCCAAAUCCUGGACCUUAAAAUGUAUGUUAUAGUUACCCAUUGCAUUGAAAUGUGUCUUAUUCAGUCUAGCUAUUAUCAAUAUCCAAAUCAAACAAACUAACUUCGUCUUUAUUUGUUCACACUCAUAUCCUUUUCGUUUUAAUGAAGAUAGGACCAUAAAUACAGUCAAGUCAGUUCACUACUUAACUGCAGAAACAUUAUCCGAUAAGUACGUGAUACACUGACCAUGUGGUAUGGAAGUAAUAAUGAAUUAAUGUGAAGUAGACCAAUAAAUAAAUAAACACGUAAAACAAUA